AGCGAGGGUAUGAGGAUGAGCUGGUGAAAGAUGUGGACAGAGUAUGGAAGAUGGAGAUGAGGCGGUCGGAAGAGUGAGAAAACACAUUAAAGAACCACUCUUGAACCAGGCAAAGGAGUUGGGGAACAAGAUAAGGGAGAACGGGACGUGCCAGGAUGAGGGCAAGCCGCGUAGGGUUGACCUCGUGACGAAAGAGUUAGAGAGUUUGUUCAGGGAGGAUAGAGAGAUUAUCCAGGCGUGGAGAUCAGACUUUUUGGUGAGGGUAAAGGCUAAGAACCUAUCGCGCGAAGGAGCUAGGGAGAAGUCUGCAGAGGACGUGACAACGGAGGAUAAGGCCUCGGAGCCUCCUACUUUCAGGGGCUAUGGUAUCACAGAAUAUCUGGAGAAGUGGGAGCUUCAUGCUAGCCGGAGUCAGUGGUAUGAGGAAGAGAUCAUAGAAAACUUCCUAUUUAAUGUGGAUCCAAGUCUCAGCAAAGAAGUAAAGGAAGCCCGACCGAAGGAUGGAAAAUGGACUACGUAUAAGAAGAACCUCAUUGAGCUUUACAAAUUAGAAGAUAACAAGUACUCCAUCAAGGAAGUUGAGACUAUGAAUCCGGAUGAGGACGAGAGCGUACAGACAUUCGGAAAACGUUUUCAGAAGAUCUCUGACGUACUGAUGAAGAAGGGGAAAAUCUCAGAAGUCGAGCACUGUACGAUCUUCAUUGGACACCUGUCCAACGGUAGACAAAAGAAUAUACUUAGAGAUCUCCUGUGCGACAAGCUUGACUUCCCUGAAGUCCUAAAGCUCGCGAUAAAGGCAGAGGCAGACGACUACAAGGACUUGGUAUGGAGAGGAAUGAGAAGGCGUGAUUUCUUUCUCUAUAAGGAGUAUGCCACUGAUAGAUGUCCUGAUUUCAAGGACUAUCCCUGGUCGGAAAAGAAUGAAGCCGUGGCUGAGGAAGUGAAGGAGAUAAGGGACAUGGUAAAGGGAUUGACAAGACAGACCGGGACCGCAGGGCUCGCGAGACGUAUGGGCGAGUUAGGAGACUGGAUGAUUACUCGCGUAGCCCUCGCUAUGAGGCUGAUGGGGGUAGAGGUGACUCUCGAGGCCGGUGGGAGUCAGAUCAGGGUCGGCGAGACGGAUACAGGGACGACAGAUAUGAGAGAUCGGACCGAGAUGGAUAUAGGGACGACAGAUAUGAGAGGUCGGAUCGAGAUGGAUACAGGGGUGGCAAGCAUGAGAGAGGAGAUCGAGACGGAGACCGACGAGAUGACUCGCGCGGACGGUAUAACCGCGGGGGAUUCACGAGGGCGCAGCGUAACGAUUCGAGGGGGGUGGUACGACCGAGGAGAUCGACGUGAUGAAUCGCGCGGACGAUACGGCCAUGGGGACCGCCGGAAUGACUCACGGGGACGAUAUGAGCAAGGAGGAUCCGGAGGAGAUCGCCGCAAUGAUUCGCGCGGCCGAAAUGAGAGAGGGGGAUAUGGCGUGUCAUCCAAUCCGCAUACAAAGUCCCCAGACCCCAGAGCAGCGAGGGGUUCGACCUCCAGGAGCGCAGACGACAGACCACUCACUCCCAGGAACUUUUGCGUCUACUGUAGAGGGGAUGAUCAUAUCAAGAGAGGCUGCCCGGAUCUCAAACGGGCAAUAGAUGAGGGACUUGUCGUGCUUGAUAACCGCAAGUACGUUAAGUGGGCAGAUGAUCUGGGAGACGUAUCGAUGUCCCCUUCGAUGAAGGAGAAUGUUGAAGCAAGGAGAGUAAAGCCGAGUAAAGGAAAGGAGCCGGUUAGGAGCCAGAGCAUCAAGAUAACUUUCGAAGGAGAUAUGGCAACCACACCCAUAAGGGUGACAGCUACCAAGUCGGCGAGAGGGUCUACAUCGAAGAAGACUGACACGGAUUACGUGAUGGCGGAGAAGGAUGGACAGCGGAUCGAUGGAGAGGAGGUUAUUCUUUCACCGCGAAAACGGGGAGUGAAGAAAUUCUUGAUGAAGAGUUCGUUGGAUGAGAUUGACACAGUCGAGCCACUGAGACGGGCCCUUCAGCAGCCCAUGCAAUGCUCUAUUCUGGAAUAUCUGGCAGCAUCCAAGCCGGCUCGCGACGAGUUAUAGAUGAUCACGUGAAAGACUCGCAUACCUCUAACAAAGGACGCUCAGGUGG
Molecule: messenger RNA, 2138 nt
Organism: Chara braunii
Lineage: Eukaryota; Viridiplantae; Streptophyta; Charophyceae; Charales; Characeae
Source: the annotation of a GenBank genome assembly